This is a messenger RNA of Aspergillus ibericus CBS 121593, 715 nucleotides long. RefSeq names its product Eukaryotic translation initiation factor eIF-5A. Bases 31 to 507 code for a protein of 158 amino acids. The transcript has 4 exons. The record is from RefSeq and is a predicted model, not a curated record. Gene Ontology annotation, biological process: positive regulation of translational elongation; positive regulation of translational termination. NCBI's taxonomy places the organism in Eukaryota, Fungi, Ascomycota, Eurotiomycetes, Eurotiales, Aspergillaceae. Gene Ontology annotation, molecular function: translation elongation factor activity; RNA binding; ribosome binding.
UUUUUUUCAAUCACCACAAAAUCUAUCACCAUGGCUGACGAGCACCACGAGACCUUCGAGUCCGCCGACGCCGGCGCCUCGUCCACCUACCCCAUGCAGUGCUCUGCUCUGCGCAAGAACGGUCACGUUGUCAUCAAGAACCGCCCUUGCAAGAUCGUCGACAUGUCGACCUCCAAGACUGGCAAGCACGGUCACGCCAAGGUCCACAUCGUCGCCAUCGACAUCUUCACCGGCAAGAAGCUUGAGGAUCUGUCCCCCUCCACCCACAACAUGGACGUCCCCAACGUCUACCGCAAGGAAUACCAGCUCCUUGACGUUACCGACGAUGACUUCCUUUCCCUGAUGGAUGAGUCCGGUGCCACCAAGGACGACGUCAAGCUCCCUGAUGGUGAGGUUGGCGAGCGUAUCGUCCGCAUGUUCCGUGAGGAGGAGAAGGACUGCAACGUCACUAUCCUUUCCUCCAUGGGCGAGCAGUGCUGCAUGGAAGUCAAGGAGGCUCCCAAAUAAUGAAUUACCGUCUCGAUGGACCCUGUACUGCUCUGUCAGCCCUGGUGUAUUCGAAGAGCCCUGCUCAGUUUUGCCCUUGCUUAGGUGGAUGAUACGACCUUUUGGGCAGAUACGGCGUAAUUUAAUCUUAUAUCCGUCGGUGUAGCAUUGGGUAUGCGCUGAGCUGGCCGUGAAGGUCACGUUGGCAGCAUACAGCCUGCUUUGUCAG